GCGGCGGAGCCGGGGCCGGGCGCGCGCGGCGGCGGCGCCAUGGGGCGGUUGGGGCCGGGGCUGCCGGCGGGGCCGCCGCGGCGCUCGGGGGCUGCGCGCUCCCGCGGGCCGGGGGGCAGCGCCCGCUGAGCGCGGCGCGGAGGCAGCGCCAGGCAUGGCCGACCCGCUCCGCAGGACGCUCUCCAAACUGCGGGGCAGAAGGUCCCAGCGAGGCGCGGCGGCUGGCGCCGGGCACCGCCACGGCGGGGUCUGCGCCCCGCAGGAUUUCAUAGAAAAUGUUUACAUAGCUUCGAGAAGCAGGAAGGAGCCCGAGUGCCGCCAGGCCAGCGAGGUGCCCGAGCACAGGCCGCAUGUGAACAGCAUCACCGUUUCCAAGAAACGCAGCUGGCUGCAGCAGAGCACCCACCGACGGCCCCCUCCUCCUCUGGAAGAAGGAAAUGCCUGUAAGGAAGUGCCCGGGGCCGCUGUCCCGGUACCCAGAUCUCCCGUGCCGCUGCCUGAGCCCGCAGUGCCCUGGGCUCCCUGCAGGCCGGCCGCGGGGCGGGAGCGGAGCUGCGCCCUGCCGAGCCCGCCCGCGCUGGGCAGCUCCGGCCCCGACUGCGGCGAGGACGGCGACGCGGAUGAUGAAGGAGAAAUAUGGUACAACCCCAUCCCUGAAGACGAUGAGCCCGACUUGCCCGGGGUCCACCCUUCUGCUGUGAAUAGCCUUGUUGCUGUGGGCUCCCCGUCGGUUCGGUACAAAGCCCACCCUGGGGGUGACUCUGAGGGAGCCGCACGCUCGGCGGAUGCCGCGGGGAGCGGCUGGGCCCAGCCUGCUGAGGGCAGCCCGGCGGAUGCCGGGGAACAGCCGCAGCAGCCCCCGCAGAGGUUUGCCUGCAAGGCUCCCGCUGUGCCAGCAGCAGAGGACAAUCCUGCCUUCAAGUGUCCUUCCACAGGGUUUGGAGCUGCUCUUGCACGCAAGCCUGAUAUACCCUCCACAGAGGUUUCUCCUCCAAGUCCCAGUCCCCUGAAAAAAAGCGGAUCAAUCAACUGGCCUUUCCCUGAUAGAAUUAAAUCUCCCAGGACUGUGAGAAAGCUUUCCAUGAAAAUGAAAAAGCUGCCAGAGCUGAGCAGGAAGCUGAGUGUGAAGGGAAGUUCAAGCCAUAGUAGUUCAGAUAAUCCUCCUUCCCUGCUGAAAAGUAGCUGCCGGGAUACAAGCCAUACAGUGUCUUUGCCUUCUUCUGGAAACUCUACCACAGCUGCCAGCAGGAAUGUGAUAAGCCGUUACCAUCUUGACAGCAGUGUGUCCUCACAACACACCUACAAAAAGAAGAGCUUGAGGAGCUCCAAAUCCUUCAACAAAGGUGGUUACCUCAGUGAUGGUGACUCUCCUGAACUUAUAACAAAAUCGGGUAAACACAGACAUGACACCAAGUGUGGGAAAGGAAAGGAGAGCCUUCCAAGUAACAGUGGUAAACCCGAAAUAGAUAUUGAUGCCUUCAGACACUACAACUUUUCUGAUCAACCCAAGUGCUCUCAGUACAUCUCUGGACUCAUGAGCAUUCACUUUUAUGGUGCUGAAGACUUAAAGCCACCACGAAUAGACUCAAAAGAUGUCUUUUGUGCAAUACAGGUUGACUCAGUAAACAAAGCAAGGACUGCCCUGCUCACAUGUAGGACAACAUUUCUUGACAUGGACCACACAUUCAACAUAGAAAUCGAAAAUGCUCAGCACUUAAAGCUGGUGGUGUUCAGCUGGGAACCCACCCCACGGAAAAACAGAGUGUGUUGCCAUGGAACUGUGGCUCUUCCCACUCUCUUUCGGGUCACCAAAACACAUCAACUGGCUGUCAAACUGGAGCCCAGGGGGCUUAUUUAUGUCAAGCUGUCACUCAUGGAGCAGUGGGAGAACUCUCUUGAUGGCCUUGACACAAACCGUGAGCCUGUGAUGUUUGGGGUGGAUGCUCGGAAAGUUGUAGAGAAGGAAAAUGCGGGCUUGAUGGUGCCACUUUUGUUGCAGAAAUGCAUUCUGGAGAUUGAAAAGAGAGGCUGUCAGGUGGUGGGGCUGUACCGGCUCUGUGGCUCAGCAGCGGUGAAGAAAGAGCUUCGAGAGGCGUUUGAGAGGGACAGCAAGGCUGUUACUCUCUGUGAGAGCCAGUACCCAGACAUUAAUGUCAUAACAGGUGUCCUAAAGGAUUAUCUGCGAGAGCUGCCCUCUCCCCUGAUAACCAAGCAGCUCUAUGAAGCAGUGUUGGAUGCAAUGGUGAAAAAUCCCUUGAAAAUGACAGCCAGUGGCUGUGAGAAUGAUCCAAGUGACUCUGAGCACACAGCAGCCCUUUUGGAUUGCCUGCCAGAUGUUGAGAAGGCUACCCUGAAGAUGCUGUUGGAUCACCUGAAAUUGGUGGCUUCUUACCACGAAGUAAAUAAGAUGACAUGCCAGAAUUUAGCUGUGUGUUUUGGCCCUGUGUUACUGAGCCAGAGACAGGAGACUACCAACCAUAACAACAGAGUCUUCACAGACUCCGAGGAGCUUGCUAGUGCCCUGGACUUCAAAAAGCACAUAGAGGUUCUUCACUACUUACUUCAGUUGUGGCCAGUUCAUCACUCGCCUGCCAAAGAACCAGCACAUGUGACUGCAUUUCCUGAGCACUCAUCCUGCCUGAAUUACCUGAGGCCCAAGAGGCAGAGACCUCAGGUGCUGAAUCUGAGCGGUACCGAGAUGUCGGGGGUGCUCAGACCGAGGCCAGCGGGCCUGGACAGCCCGUCGAGCAACCGCUAUGCUGGGGACUGGAGCAGCUGCGGGGAGAACUACCUGUUAGCCCCCAGGGACUGCCUGGGGGAGGCAGACUACGAUGACGUCCCUUCGGAGGGCACGGAGAGCGGGGAGGACAGCAGCAGGGCCGAGGAGCUGGACGACCCCGCGGGACGCCCGCAGCCCAGCCCUGCAGAGUACUCCUUUGGGAGCUGCCUGACAGUGCCAGCCAUGGACUCUGCAGUGGAUCACAGAGCACACCUCAAGGACCUGCAGGAAAGUAUUGAUACUCUCAUAGGAAACCUGGAAAGGGAACUCAAUAAAAACAAACUAAAUAUGAGUUAUUAAAUCCUGUCCUGCACGACAUCUCCCUGUGCCUCCGUGCCCUUGUUGGGCUUCCCUAGCUGUGUGAGGAGUGACGGUGCCCCUGAGCACCUUGUGGUAAGGCCACGGCCCACCUUGUGUUAGCACAUUUGAAGCCAUUCCGUAAUGUUUCUGCCUUCCCCUUAGAAGGCGUUGUCCUGAUUUGUGUUGGAGACAAGCUUAGACUGUGAUGUGAUUCCACAUAGUGGCAUUUCUUCCUAAAAACACUAUGCACUUAGGUGGCCUGGGCAGUACCUGAUAGAAGAUAAAGCAACAUCUCUGCUGUCAGUGGCAGCAGAAUUCCUCAUUCCUGAACUCCUGGCUCCAGUACAGAUGCUCCUCUCAGAAGAGGAUGAACGCUGCUUGGCCUGAGUUUUGCAGCAGGGACUUCAGAUAGACUUGUUUUACUAUAUAUAUGCAAUGGCUGCUAUGAAAAAUGCUUUAUAUAAUAUUUAUAUAUAAAGUUUUAAUUGUACAAAUAAUAACAUAUUACUGUAUUAACACUUUUCAGUAAUUAUUUAAACAAGCAAAAAUAAAUAUUUUUCUAACCUUGUUUGUAUAUAUCUAUGUAUAAAUGUGCAUGUGUCUGUAGCCAUCUUUGUAAAGGAAAGGUCCCAGAAUUAUGAAAUGUUCCCUUUUCCAGAAAGACAUGUUCAGUGAUGCCAGGACAAGGUUACCCUUUGGGUAACACAGCAUUUGAUUUAUGCACAGAAACAUGGCCAGAGAGAAGGUAGGGUGAAUGAUUAAUGUAAAUGACCUUGUGUAUUGCAGGAACAGCCGUUUGCAGGUGUUGACUAUUAACUCUCUCACACACACACACACACACACACACACACACACACACACACACCACCCUUUCUCUGUUUGUUUGGUUUGGUGGUUUUUUCUUCAUUGUUUGUUUCUUCCUCCAUGGGUUUUUUCACAUAUAAAGAAGGUCUGGAAGGUAUUUACUUUUCAAAAAAUAUUUUUUGUUUUUCCUUUAUAACCUCUUGCUUUGUUUUUGAUGUUUUGGUACGUUUUUUUCUUUUCAGAAUUUCAUGUAUUCUUCUUGUGGUACUCUUGGCUGCUGCUGGUAUGUAGAUUCAUUUGAGCCCUCUCUAAAGGGUUGUGGCUCUGGAGAUGCAAGAUACAAAUUCAGCACAAGUCCAGUUACUUUUUUUUUUUUUUUAAUAUUACUCUCACAAAAAUGGAAACCAGAGUUGUCACGUGAGGUUGAAUGGGUGGAGUGGUAUUACUCCUGGGGAGUUUGGGUGGGAUUGCAGUUCACUGUGACCUUAUUAGAUUCAGCUAUCACCAUCUGCUCAGAGCUUCUCUUAUCUCUGGUCAUUUAUGGUGAGCCAUUAAACAUUUCAUGUUAAGAAGCACAUUCUUGAUUCAGGUAAAAAUAGUCACCAAAUUGUAUACAGGUGUUUUGAUAGUCCUUCUAACCAGAAGGACAUACAGAGUCAUUCCUUGUCCUCUACAGGUCACAUACACACCCCAAGGAAGGGGGGAUUUGGGCAGGUGGGGCUGAGAAGGUUUUGGUGUUUUCAGAGGUCAGUUGCUGUCAGCUGGCAGGGUAGAAAUUAAUCCUGCAUCUUUUUGGUACGAUUUUUGACAUCCCACCAUGGCUUUCCAUUCACCCUGUGGGUAAGUGCUUUUCUGCUAACCUGUACUUCCUUAUACUGCUUAAUUAAGAGUUAUUUAUUUACAGUAGCAAGGAAUUAAGAAUUGCUAUGGCAAACUUCACCCCUCUUUUCUAAGGAAAUAUUUUAGCAUGGUUCCAAUGGGUUAUUCAAUCUCACUAAUUUAUUUUUAUAAGUGUUAAAAGAUGCAAAACAAUUAUUGCAAUAUAAUGAUAUGAAUGAAAAUGUAAAUUUAACCUGAAGCAUUUAUCAAUAAAUCAAUGUAUUUUUUUAAACUUUUAUACCUACAGAAUGUGCAUACUUUUUAAACUAUAAAUUUAAAUUCUAAAUAAAAUUGAAUUAAGAACAAAA
Serinus canaria (Common canary) is the source of this 5070-nucleotide messenger RNA. RefSeq names its product synapse defective Rho GTPase homolog 2 (gene SYDE2). Lineage: Eukaryota; Metazoa; Chordata; Aves; Passeriformes; Fringillidae. Gene Ontology annotation, biological process: signal transduction. Bases 155 to 3079 code for a protein of 974 amino acids. The record is from RefSeq and is a predicted model, not a curated record. The transcript has 7 exons.